UUGAACACUUGAAAACAGUUUCUACGUGUUGCUUGUCUAUUUAGCGUGUCCCUUGCAACUACAAAAAUUGUACGUAGUCCAUUUUGAAUCUAUUUAUCAGGAACAGAGAAAAAUGAAUGUCAGCCCAUUUAUUUUCACUGCUAUGUUUUUAUGGAGUUAUACAACAGUCUGUUGUCAUGAUAAUGAAACAAUAGACAAUGAAUCUAUCCUGCAAGAAAAACUGUUUAAAAACUAUAACAGAUAUCGAAAACCAGUCAAGGUCUCUUCGAAUCGGAUAUUUGUGAGUCUUACUUUAGACAUUCUCUCUCUACCAAAGCUGGAUAUAAAGUCGCAAACUUUACAUGCUGCAAACUGGUUAACAUAUUCUUGGACGGACGAGUAUCUUACAUGGAAUUCUAGUGUUUUUUCUAAUAUCGACUACGUAAGAUUGCCUGCCGAUAAGAUAUGGAUUCCCAGUGUUUGCAACCUUCAGGAAAUCUCUGGUAGAAGAUGUUUGACAUAUGACUCGGUGAAAGACUCAAGAAGCGAGGCUGUAAUCCAUAGCUCUGGACAAGUAUAUCUGACAGAAACGAUGGAUAGUAUUGUUCUGUGUAAAUUUGAUGCUUUGCAUUUUCCUUUUGACACCCAGACCUGCAUUUUCUCGUUUAUAUCAUCUACCGGUCGAUUUCAAAAAACAUAUUUGGCUGUAAACAAAUCUAGUUAUGAAUCACGUUACUUUAUUGGAAACGAAGAGUGGGAUUUGAUCUCGACAAAUGUUCAAGCAAAAUUUGAUAUGCUUAAUAUGAAAAUUGUAUUAAAAAGGAGACCCUUAUUUAUUGUUCUGACGGUAGUACUGCCAAUUGUCGCUUUGUCAAUCAUGAAUGCGUUUUGUUUUUUAUUGCCCAUUGAAUCCGGAGAAAAAAUGGGUACUUCUGUGGCUUUAUUUCUUACUUUUGCUGUUUUCGGAACUAUAAUCAGUGACACGAUGCCCCAAAACGCAGCAAAUAUUUCGUGGUUUAUGGUAUAUGUGACGACUCAGAUACUUUUAAGUGGGCUGACGGUUAUCAUGGAAACGGUUGUUUUACACCUGUAUCAUAAAUACGCAGGUAGAUCAGAAACAAUUUACAUCGACAAAGUGUGUACAUUACAUAAUGCGAACAACAAAACUAAAGAUAAAAGUAAAGAGAAAUACGAGUGUGUGAUUGCUAAAACAAAGGCAACUGACUCUGAAGAAAUGUGGAAAAGUCGGGCAAAGAAAUUGGAUAGAGUCAUGAUGAUUUUGAAUGUUUGUGCAAACAUCAUUUCUAUCUGCAUUUGCAUGACAAUCAUUAUGAUCUAAGUUUGAUAAUUAGUAUUCGAUAUGUUGUACUUUGGUACAUAGCAUUAUUAAAAGAAAAUACUUUGUUCAGGUAAUUUAUCUAAUAAUUUGUUUUUUAAAUUCAUUUGAUACAUGUUAGGAAACGUUAAAAUCAUUGAAUUGUCGUGGUACGGUAUAAAAUAUUUCA
This is a messenger RNA of Magallana angulata, 1484 nucleotides long. Its product is annotated as neuronal acetylcholine receptor subunit beta-3-like. Lineage: Eukaryota; Metazoa; Mollusca; Bivalvia; Ostreida; Ostreidae. Gene Ontology annotation, molecular function: neurotransmitter receptor activity; transmembrane signaling receptor activity; extracellular ligand-gated monoatomic ion channel activity. Gene Ontology annotation, cellular component: synapse; neuron projection; membrane. The coding region runs from base 113 to 1318 and encodes 401 amino acids. Gene Ontology annotation, biological process: nervous system process; monoatomic ion transmembrane transport; regulation of membrane potential. The transcript has a single exon. The record is from RefSeq and is a predicted model, not a curated record.